Molecule: messenger RNA, 2938 nt
Organism: Pogona vitticeps (central bearded dragon)
Lineage: Eukaryota; Metazoa; Chordata; Lepidosauria; Squamata; Agamidae
Source: RefSeq, a predicted model, not a curated record
AUCAGGACUAAAAGUCCCCUAAAGGAGAUAACUUUGCUUUUCAUGCUAUGACGACUUUAUGGGGUCAGCCGAAAAUGUGAUAAAUGAAUCUGUUGAUGCAGAGGACAGUUAUAACAUAAUGGCUUCUUUCCAGCGCUCUAACAGUCAUGACAAGGUCAGAAAAAUAGUGGCUGAAGAAGGCCGCACGGCAAGGAAUUUGAUUGCAUGGAGCGUGCCAUUGGAAAGCAAAGAGGAUGAUGGAAAACCAAAAUGGCAUAUAGGAGGCAAAUCAAAGAAAAUAACUCAGGGAACGCACAAGACGGCUAAACAGAAUCCUACAUCCGACUGCAAAGUUGCAGCCGCCGGAGAGAAGAACUUCGAUAAAAGCCCCACGAAAACGAGGCAGCCUCGGAAAGUGGAUCUCCGAGCCCGAUACUGGGCUUUCCUCUUCGACAACUUAAGGCGAGCGGUCGACGAGAUCUACGUCACUUGUGAAUCGGAUCAGAGUGUGGUGGAAUGCAAGGAGGUCCUGAUGAUGCUAGAUAACUACGUGCGGGAUUUCAAGGCUUUGAUUGACUGGAUACAGCUGCAGGAGAAGCUGGAGAAGGCCGAUGCUCAAAGCAGGCCUACUUCGCUUGCAUGGGAGGUAAAGAAGAUGUCUCCAGGGCGCCACGUCAUUCCAAGCCCAUCAACGGAUAGAAUCAGUGUCACAUCAAACGCUCGAAGGAGUCUAAAUUUUGGGACUCAACCUGUGGCGGUGACUGUUAAUCGCCUGGCUCCUGCAGGGGUCAGUUGGGCGGACAAGGUAAAAGCAAGCCACACCGCUGGAGCACCCAAUUCCGAGAUGCUAAUGACCCAAGCCGGUCUGCCACCCCCAGCGCAGAAGCCUUCCCGGAGAAACGAGCGAAAAGAUGCUGAAGGAUGGGAAACAGUCCAGCGCGGAAGACCCGUGAGAUCGAAAUCUUCUGUUCUGGCUGCAAAAAUGUCUCUGUCUGCCGAACGAUCGCAGCCCAAAGAUGACAGUGACAAAGAAAAUGUAGUUCUGGGCCCAUCUGAGAACAAGCAGAAGCGUUCAUUGAUUGAAGACAGUAUAUCUAAAAAUACAGAACCAGUCUGGAAAGAUCACUACGAACAGCCCCUUGCUGAACGAACUCAGUUCACCGCCCGCAUCCUCGAGGACAUUAAGAUUUCUGAGAACACCGCCAUGCCCGAGGGCUCCCUGCAACCGAAACCAGACGUGCCGAUUGUUCUCAUAGACGCUGAGCAUACUUUGAAAAGUCUCCAGGCGGAAGAAGUCGUCUCUGCCAUGCCCAGGAUUGACGAAGAGAGCCAGUUAGAAAAAACUAAGCUUGACAAUGAAAUGGACCCUGCGGAUAUUUCGAACUCAAUGGCAGAAGUUCUGGCUAAAAAAGAGGAGUUAGCGGAUCGCCUGGAGAAAGCCAACGAAGAGGCCAUCGCCAGUGCCAUUGCCGAAGAGGAGCAGCUCACCAGAGAAAUUGAAGCGGAGGAGAAUAAUGACAUCAACAUUGAAACGGAUAACGACAGUGACUUCUCGGCCAGCGUGGGCAGCGGAAGUAUCUCUUUUUGUGGCAUUUCAAUGGAUUGGAAUGACGUCCUGGCUGAUUAUGAAGCUCGUGAAUCGUGGCGUCAGAACAACUCUUGGGGCGACAUUGUAGAAGAAGAACCAGCUCGUCCUCCAGGCCACGGCAUCCAUAUGCACGAGAAGCUCUCUUCGCCCUCUCGCAAGAGGACAAUAGCGGAGUCUAAAAAGAAGCAUGAAGAAAAACAAAAGAAAGCUCAACAGCUGAGAGAAAAGUUGCGAGAAGAGAAAACAUUAAAGCUCCAGAAAUUAAUGGAACGGGAGAAAGAUGUACGCAAGUGGAAGGAAGAAUUGCUAGACCAGAGGCGGAGGAUGAUGGAGGAAAAAUUGCUCCAUGCAGAAUUUAAGCGUGAAGUGCAGUUGCAGGCGAUUGUGAAAAAAGCGCAAGAGGAAGAAGCAAAGGUGAAUGAAAUUGCAUUUAUCAAUACUUUAGAAGCCCAGAAUAAACGGCAUGAUGUUUUGUCCAAACUGAAAGAAUACGAACAGAGGUUGAAUGAAUUGCAAGAGGAACGCCAGCGAAGGCAGGAGGAGAAGCAAGCCCGCGAUGAAGCUGUCCAGGAACGCAAAAGAGCUUUGGAAGCAGAACGGCAAGCCCGGGUGGAAGAGUUGUUAAUGAAAAGAAAAGAGCAGGAAGCUCGGAUCGAGCAGCAACGUCAAGAGAAAGAGAGAGCCCGGGAAGACGCAGCUCGUGAAAGGGCCAGAGACCGAGAAGAGAGACUAGCAGCCCUGACAGCAGCUCAACAAGAAGCCAUGGAAGAACUGCAGAAAAAGAUCCAGUUGAAGCACGACGAGAGCAUCCGGAGGCAUAUGGAGCAAAUUGAGCAGAGGAAGGAGAAAGCGGCGGAAUUAAGCAGCGGAAGACACGCCAACACCGACUACGCCCCCAAGCUGACGCCCUACGAGCGGAAGAAGCAGUGUUCAUUGUGCAAUGUCUUGAUCUCGUCGGAGGUUUAUCUUUUUAGCCACAUUAAGGGGAGAAAGCAUCAGCAAGCCGUGAGAGAAAACAGCAGCAUCCAAGGACGGGAGCUUUCAGAUGAAGAAGUGGAGCACCUGUCCUUAAAGAAGUAUAUUGUGGACGUUGUGGUAGAAAGCUCGGUCCCAACAGAACCCUUAAAAGAUGGUGAAGAGAGACAGAAGACCAGAAAGAAAGCCAAGAAGCUAAAAGCACGGAUGAAUUCAAGGGCAAAGGAAUAUGAAAGUCUAAUGGAAGCCAAAAAUCUCUCCUGUGAUUCUCCGUACAAAGCAAAGCUUCAGCGAUUAGUCAAAGACCUGACGAAGCAGCUUCAGGUUCAAGACAGUAACAAAGCGUCCGCUCUGGACAGGAUUUUGGGAGAGAUUUCACGUAUCCUGGAAAAAGAG